Cheilinus undulatus (humphead wrasse) is the source of this 2568-nucleotide messenger RNA. RefSeq names its product eomesodermin-like. Gene Ontology annotation, biological process: regulation of transcription by RNA polymerase II; CD8-positive, alpha-beta T cell differentiation involved in immune response; positive regulation of DNA-templated transcription. Gene Ontology annotation, molecular function: RNA polymerase II cis-regulatory region sequence-specific DNA binding; DNA-binding transcription factor activity, RNA polymerase II-specific. Bases 304 to 2115 code for a protein of 603 amino acids. NCBI's taxonomy places the organism in Eukaryota, Metazoa, Chordata, Actinopteri, Labriformes, Labridae. Gene Ontology annotation, cellular component: nucleus. The record is from RefSeq and is a predicted model, not a curated record. The transcript has 7 exons.
GGCUCAGGCUUUAUUUCAAACUCCCUCCUCUGCCACAAACACAACAUGAUGCCAUGUGCCGGCAUGGACUCACACUUGUGCAGCUUUUUAGGCGCGUAAUUGUUGCCUGCGAGAUUUUUGUUUAUUUACUUUCAUUUAUUUUCGUGAUUUUCAUAUGGGAACCAGAAGAAUCGCUUGACUUUUUACACCUUUUAUCAUCAGAAGGCAUCUGGCGCAGAAUAUUUCUGCUAGAGGGAGGAAAAUUUCAACUUGGAUCGAAGAAGCAACCAAACCCUGUCUCAAGUCUGAGUUAAGACUGAAGUGAUGCUGGGUAAUGAAGGAGAGAGCAGCACCUUCUCCUCCACCAAGGAAGCAGCGGGUGAGAGGUGUAAAUCUCCGGCUGUGGACGGAGACGACCCUGCAGCUGGCAGCAGGUACGCAGAGCACGGGAUGGCUGCUGACCGCUACUACAUCCCUCCGAGUGUCUCCAAACAGAGCCCAGAAACUCCAAACCCCUGCUCUUUUAUCCCCUACACACCCAGUGGGGCGGUUUACAGCCCUUCCGGCGCAGGCAGGUACCCCUCAUCCAUCCACCUGGGCUCAGUGUUGCCCCCCGCGGGAUUUUCUCCCUCCACAGCCGGCCGCAGUCACUUCAGCUCGGCGUAUCAACUCGGACAAGGCCCCGGCUGCAUCUAUCCUUCAUACACCGGCUCAGGGUCCGCUCUCAGUAACAUAACUUUAUCUGCAGGCGGCCCCGGGAUGAGGGCCCAAGUUUAUCUCUGCAACCGGCCCCUGUGGCUCAAGUUCCACCGGCAUCAGACUGAGAUGAUCAUCACAAAACAGGGCAGACGGAUGUUCCCCUUCCUCAGUUUUAACAUCGCUGGUUUGAACCUGACAUCACACUAUAAUGUGUUUGUGGAGGUGGUGCUGGCGGAUCCAAAUCACUGGAGGUUUCAAGGUGGCAAGUGGGUCACCUGUGGGAAGGCAGACAACAGUAGCCAAGGGAACAAAGUCUACAUCCACCCGGAGUCUCCAAACACAGGAGCGCACUGGAUGCGACAAGAAAUCUCUUUCAGCAAACUGAAACUCACCAACAACAAAGGGAACACUCACAGUACUUCACAGAUGAUCGUCCUGCAGUCGCUACACAAGUAUCAGCCGAGGCUGCACAUCGUGGAGGUGACAGAGGACGGCGUGGAGGAUAUCAGCAGUGACAUGAAAACUCAGAGCUUCACCUUCCCAGAGACCCAGUUUAUAGCUGUCACUGCCUACCAGAACACUGAUAUUACACAGCUGAAAAUUGAUCACAACCCAUUUGCCAAAGGAUUCAGAGAUAAUUAUGACUCGAUGUACACGGCUCCAGAGAACGACCGCCUCACCCCCUCUCCCACCGACUCUCCCCGUGCGCACCAAAUUGUCCCCAGCACCCGCUACACAAUGCAGCCCCUCUUCCAGGAUCAGUUUGUCAACAACCUCCCCCAGCACCGUUUCUACAACAGCGAGAGAGCCGUGCCGCAGACUAACAACCUCCUCUCACCUCAGCCUGAAGAUGGAGCGUCACAGAGGUGGUUUGUCACCUCCAUGCAGCAAGGAGGAAACAGCACAAGCACCAGCAACAAGCUCGAUCUCACACCAUAUGAGGGGGAAUACUCGAGCUCCCUGCUGCCUUAUGGUAUCAAAUCUCUGUCCAUGCAAACAUCCCACGCUCUCAGCUACUACCCAGACUCUCCUUUCACCACCAUGUCUGCAGGGUGGGGGUCUAGAGCAGCCUACCAGAGGAAGGUUACCCCCAGCCUUCCUUGGUCCCCUAGACCCAGUCCUACUGCUGGUUUCCCUGAGGACUCAAACAAAGUGAAGGUGCAGAUAGAGGAAGAGGUAAACGGCAGCGGAGGCCUGAUCUCCUCCUGGACAGAGACACAGGCGUCAGCUCUGUCUCUAGACAAAGCUGAUUCUUAUUCUUCAACCUGCAAACGAAGGCGCUUGUCUCUGAACGGCCCCAGCACUGAGGACUUGCCCACUGACAUCAAAUGUGAGGACUUGGCACCUGCUGCAGCCAACAGCAGUGGCUCCUAUGGCAAAGAAGCCCCUUCAUCCAAAGGCAUGGCAGCUUACUAUUCCUUUUACACAAACCCUUGAGUGCUUUUUCCUCUUAAAUGCUUCAUUAAUCAUUUGCAAACUCUGUUGACCUUCAUCUGCCACCAUGAAAAAGAACAUUUAUUUGCUUUUUGCCAUGUGCACAAUCAGAAUUUCUAUGGUAAUUUUUUCCUUUUUUUGUAAUAAAAAAAGUUCAUUUCAAGGGUGCAUCAAACAAUGACACCAAAAUCAAUGUGUGUGGAAUGAUAAGCAUUAACAUCCUGUGAAAUGGCUUUUAUAUCUAUUCAAUCCAUUUGUCUUUAUACACAGCCUUCUAUUUGAAAGUGCCAAAGCAUUAGUUUUUAGGUUUCACCACUUUAAAAAAGGUUUAUGUCUGUUUUUGUGAGUACAUUGCUGUAUCUGCCUUUAAACCAAGGCUACAUGUUUACAGAUUAUUUAUUAAAGGUCUGUUGAUAUAAAACUUGUGCACUCCUGAAUGUGAGGUUAAUAUGAUGU